AUGCCACCAAAAUUUAUUGCUGACCGUUGGACUGCUGAAGGCGAAGAGGCGGUUGCUAAACAUAUUCAAGCCACUAUGAUCCCCUUGCAACAUGUUCGCACUCUUCGCCGCCAGUUUGAACAGGAUCGAAAGCGAAUAAUCUGCGAGCCUGUUUUCAAAGUGAAUGAUAGAGUGGAAUUGCUAGAUUACAAUAACUCUACUCGUGUGCGUCCAGCUCGUGUUAAGAAAGUGGUUGGGCGGCGAAUUUGCGUUCAUGUGAGAGACGACGAUUUUGACGGUGAAGUGGAGGACGACGAUCGCCAGUUUGGUGAUGAUGCCGAAUUUUGGGUAGACCAGUCUAGUUUCUAUCUCUUCCAUGUUGGCUGGGCAUGUUACAAUAAUUACGGUCUUGGCUCAACGAAGGAGUACAGGAGACAUGCCCAACAGAUCGCUGACGCGCUGACCAAGGGAGAAGACCCACCGUAUGCUUCUGGCGAUGUAACCCCGCAGAAGAUCCGUUCCUGGACUGCCAACAAAGAUACUCCAUUUGAGUGGAAGAAGGGAAUGCGAUUCGAACUUAUGGAUCCUUUAGCCCAGAUGUUCAAUGAGCUACGAGUUGCUAGUGUUCUGGAGGUGUUAAAGGUACAGUAAAU
Molecule: messenger RNA, 632 nt
Organism: Strongylus vulgaris
Lineage: Eukaryota; Metazoa; Nematoda; Chromadorea; Rhabditida; Strongylidae
Source: the annotation of a GenBank genome assembly